Penicillium soppii is the source of this 843-nucleotide messenger RNA. RefSeq lists its product as uncharacterized. NCBI's taxonomy places the organism in Eukaryota, Fungi, Ascomycota, Eurotiomycetes, Eurotiales, Aspergillaceae. The transcript is spliced from 2 exons. The record is from RefSeq and is a predicted model, not a curated record. Bases 1 to 843 code for a protein of 280 amino acids. Gene Ontology annotation, cellular component: cytoplasm; nucleus.
AUGAGAAUACUGUGUCUUCAUGGCUACGGGACAAGCCCCAAUGUCAUGAAAUACCAGAUGUCAGCCUUGAUGAAACUAUGCGAUUCUAGCUGGAAUUUCUACUAUCUGGCAGGGAACUUAAACUGCCCAGUAACUCCAGGUUUCGCACCCGCCAUUCCUGGCCCCUACCUCUGCUACUCAGCAGAAUUUGAUCCUGUCAGCAUGAGGGCCGCUCAUGCUUUGGUCAAAGAGACCUUGGCCAGCCAAGGACCCUUCGACGGAGUGUUUGGCUUUAGCCAAGGGGCCGCGGUACUACUUGCUUACCUGCUCGAGCAGAGGGCCAUAUAUCCAGGAAAGCGUCUUCCCGUUCGAUUUGGGAUUUUCUGCUCGCCGGUAACAUUAAUUGCGACAGACCCAGCUUACUACGGAUCCGUGCUUGGCCCGCUCUCUCUGGAGGAUGAGAACCGUCUUCGAUCCGCUCGAGAUGACCAGCUUGAACAACUCACAGGAUCGGCCCGAGUUGCGAUCAAAGCGCUAGUCGGGGUCCUUGAUGCAGUGGAGCCAGUCACCCGUCGACCACGUACAAGCUUUCUAAAUCGCCCGCCUUUAGAAGUCCCGUGCGUGCUAGACCCAGCUCUUUUCAAGGCACGUCUACCUAUUCCAACCCUUCAUGUUCGCGGGAGAAAUGAUCCGCCGGCGUUAAGAGAUUGCUCAUUGUCGGGCGAGUCUUUUUGUCUCCCAAAGUGGCGACGAACUUUCGAGCAUAGUGCCAUACAUGAUUUUCCACGUUCUAUGGCAGAGAUGAAGGAGAUGGUGUCUGCCAUGAGAUCGGUGAUUGAAAGUAGUCAACAAUCGAAGUUAUAA